AUGGUGGCCGGUGCUGUAGUGGCUUCAUCGAUCGUAAUAUGGAGCUUGACGAGCAGCUGGUUUCUCCUGGAGAAAGAAUUCAAAAAAACGCGCGAAGCCCUCGCUCGCUCCAUCCGCGCUAUAGAUGGCAUCAAGCCAGAGGAUCGCCAAAUUAUUCGAAAACGCUCCCCAAAUGAGUUCGACGAGCUGGAGCGCUUGCAUUCGAAUUUGAAAGAGCAAUUGGAGAAACUCCAAAAACUCGAACAGCUCAUGGUGUCGGUUGGACCCUUAAGCCUGUAUCGUGUGCGGUUCCUUGUGUCCACACAACUCGAUACCAUUGUGAUGUUGACCAAAUGCGCCGACAUACUGUUACUGUCAUUAAUCAAAGAAUGCCGGGCAGACGAACAACCCGUAGCCAAAUCUGACGCAACCAACCGCUCAGCUAAUAGCGAGUCCGAGUCACCAGGUCUUGCAGAAGACAAAGGGAAGGCUUGA
Sparassis crispa is the source of this 474-nucleotide messenger RNA. RefSeq lists its product as hypothetical. The record is from RefSeq and is a predicted model, not a curated record. Lineage: Eukaryota; Fungi; Basidiomycota; Agaricomycetes; Polyporales; Sparassidaceae. Bases 1 to 474 code for a protein of 157 amino acids. The transcript has 3 exons.